Rotaria sp. Silwood2 is the source of this 2328-nucleotide messenger RNA. Lineage: Eukaryota; Metazoa; Rotifera; Eurotatoria; Philodinida; Philodinidae. The record is from the annotation of a GenBank genome assembly.
AUGAUGUUGUUGCUGUUUCUGGCAUUAGCUUGCCUUGUCAGUUCAAAGUCGGUCAAUAGUCAACCUGACACAGGCGAAAUCAAACCCGUGGCUGAUGGUCAGCCAUCAGACUUCUUGCUGCCAGAAACGGAUCCAGGUCAAAAUAGUUUGGGUUGGCAAGUUCAAGAAGGACAAGAUCAUCUGCAACACCAAUCCGAUAUUGUUAAUAAUCAUCAACGUAAAAGACCGGCAAACUAUAUGCAACCGUCUUUGAAUCAUAUGAAUCAACUUCAAAACUCCACGACUAUUGAUCAACUACUUCAACGUCCACAAUUCACACUUCACAAUGUUGACUAUAAGUCAUACAGUAUUAUACCUGCUAAAAUGCUUGAAAUGCUCUCAUCUAUUUCACUGUCUUCUAACGGUAAUAUAACAACUAAAUGCGAACAAGACUUUCAACUCUUAGUCGAAGCAGCUUUACGUAAUGAGCUUUGGGCAUUCAAAAUCUUGGAUGCAUGGGGUAAACCUCUGCCAUCUGGUUUACUCAAAGGAAAUACUUUGUGGUUGGGUAAUUAUGAUGAAUGUCUCGAUCCAUUAUUUCAACCUGAGAAAAAAACAUUCUUACCACAGCCGCUCGAUGGUCAAUACUGUUCUCUACGUCUACGGGGCAUCCUACCACCACAAAUCCCUGGCGCACUUACUCUUGGGAUUUGUGUACCUUCUUCAUGUAAUCGUCAAUCCAUUGUUUCAUUAGUUCAAAGUCUAUUCAAUAAAAGCAAUAUUGAUGAAGAACGUGUAUAUUGUUCGAAUGAUGAUGCCAGUAAACAGAAAGAUUUAUCACGCGGUGCGAUUUUCACAUGUGUUGUUCUCUCUCUACUUGGUCUUCUCGUAUUAGUCGGUACUAUCAUCGAUCUUGUUCGUGAUUCUUAUCUCGAAUCAGUCAGUCAUAUUGCUUCGCACAUGAGUGAACAUAAUAAAAUAUUGGCUAUUGAAAUGUCUGAGAUUAAAUCGGCGACAUUACUAGGGCAUCCACAGUCUCCUACGAACCCUAUACUCGAUACAAUUGAGCAAUUUUCAGCUGUACGUACAUUACGUCGUAUAUUUACGAUGAAAAUGGGAAACAAUCAUGAUUCAUUUGAUUUUCUCAACGGUCUCCGUGUACUUUCACUUUUCUGGGUGAUCUUUGGUCGUACAUUUGGCUAUUACGUAAACAAUGCAAGUAAUUUUAUCGAUGUGCUUGCUUCCUCUCAGAAUAUAGCAUUUCAAUUGAUUGUCAGUAGUCUCUUCAGUGUGGAUACCUUUUUUGUUGUUAGCGGUUUUUUAACAGCAAUUCUCUUUGUUCGACAAAUAACUAAAGAAAAACUUACAUUUCGUUCAUUUAUUCUUUAUUACAUUCAUCGAUAUAUUCGUCUUACACCGACCUUUAUUCUUGUCAUUCUUGUGAGCAUUAAUUUGACACCAUACUUCGGCGGUGGACCUCUCUAUCCGUCCAAACAAGGAUUUGAAAGUGAUGGUUGUAGUCAUCGUGGUUGGUGGACAUCCAUUCUUUAUAUUGCUAAUCUAUUUAAAAUCGGUGACAUGUGCUUGUCUGGUUCGUGGUACCUUCAGAAUGAUAUGCAAUUUCAUUGGAUUGCACCACUUGCUCUCAUACCAUUUGUGAUUGGUCGACAGCUCAUUGCAUUUAUUGUUGCCACUCUAUUCGUUCUCAUUGGUAUUGGGUCAGUGAUAGGUAUUCUUCUUUAUUAUCCUAAUAUAAAUCUGAACACUAUAGCAGGCCUCUUUCAAAGAGAUGGUGUUACCUACUAUACCGAAAUCUAUAUUAAACCGUGGGGUCGCAUAUCCGCGUAUGCUAUUGGUCUUCUGAUUGGUUUUAUUGUCAUCAAUACUGGUCGUUCGUAUCGUUCGAAUAUCUAUACAAAAAUAUUUGGAAGUCUUCUGGCUGUCAUACUUGGCUUAACCUGUAUCCUUGUAAUAUACCCUGAUUAUGUUCUCGUUCCAGGUCUUAGUCGAUCGGCACUUAUUGUUUAUCACACACUUUCUCGUCCAUGUUGGGCACUACUCAUUGGUUGGCUUAUCUUUUUGUGUAGUACCAAACAAGGUGGAAUAGUUAAUACGAUUCUUUCAUGGCCAAUAUGGGCUCCUCUAGCUCGUCUUAAUUAUUCGGCGUAUCUUAUCAACUCGACAAUUAUUUUGAUAACUAUGUUGAAUCAGACAAUGCCUAUAUAUGUUCAACCACAUAUGAUAGUUAACAUUUAUAUUUCAAAUUUAUUCUUCAGCUAUAUUGCAGCUAUUGUCGUUGUAAUCUUUUUUGAAACUCCAUUUUUUGUUCUCGAAAAGAAAUUGUUUUAA